Molecule: messenger RNA, 1644 nt
Organism: Closterium sp. Naga37s-1
Lineage: Eukaryota; Viridiplantae; Streptophyta; Zygnematophyceae; Desmidiales; Closteriaceae
Source: the annotation of a GenBank genome assembly
AUGGCAGAUUUGGAGCGCCGUAACAAGCUAGAGGAGCUGAUUCGACAGAAGAACAAAGGCCGACCAGGAUCAAGAGAGCGGGACGAGUAUGACGGAUACGGCAAUGGUCGGGCGGAGAGAGGAGGACGAGGAGACGGACCCUCGCAUGGCAGUGCCGAUCCGAAGAAGAACGGAAGCAACUGGGGGUCGUUCUUCGGGCCUUCGAAGGUGGCGAUUGCCAAGACGGUGGUGGACGCGGAGCGGAUCCGUCGAGAGGCUCAGGCCAUGGCCGCUCGCGAGGCGCAGCGGAAGAGAGAGGAGGCGGAGAAGGCACGCAGUGGCAGCAAGGCGAAUGUAGCAGGGAGGCCUGCAGGGGCGAAGAAGGCACCAGAGGCGGCUUACCGGGACGACAGGAGGAUGCUCCUCGCUGAGGAGGAGGCGAAGCGCAAGCGACUCAAGGAGAAUCGGGACUUCUCCUUCCUCUUCUCAUCAGAUUCCAAGCAAAAACCACCUCCCUCCCGGUCCCAGAUCACCCCUCCUAGACCGCACACAGCCCCUCCGAGAUCUCUUAGUACCCCUCCGCUUUCCAAGGACCAGUAUAGAGACCAGCCACGUCAGCAGCCGCUUCCUGGCCAAUCACAUGCGGCGAAGCCUGCGAAGCCUCUGCCUGGUCGGCCGAUGGCUUCUGCCGGACCUGACGGGCAGGUUCGGCGACCGGUGACUGCCGCCGGGCCGGACGCGAGGGUUCGGAAUGAGGGAGUGGGGAGGAGGGUGGAAGAGGCUCGGGACGUGGGGGGCCGAUGGGAUGAGAGGGAGAGGGGGAGGGAGAAGGAGAGGGAUAGAGGCAGGGAGAUGGAGAGGGAGAGAGAUCGGGAGAGGGGGAAGGAUGGUGGGAUGGGGAGAGUGAGGAAUGAGAGCUCUUCACAUGGGAGUGGGCAUGGGCACCACCAUUCGCAUAAAGAGGGGCACAACGGCAGGCACAGCGAGAGAGAGCACGAGAGACACAAAGAGAGUCACACCGACAGGCAUAACGAAAGGCAUAACGAGAGGCAUAACGAGAGGCACAGAGACGCACAGAAAGACGCUUACAGGGAGGGGCAAAAGGAUCCCUACAGGGGGGAUUUGCACAAGGAGAGGAAUGGGGUGAAGGAGCGGGAUGUUCCUCCUAGAGACAGGGAUGCACCCAGGGAGAGGGACGGGCAUAGGGACAGGGCCGUGCAGAGGGAUGGAGAGGGGUACAGAGGGGCGGGGAGCAUCGGCCACAGCAGCGGCGGUGCCCAGCAGCAACGGCAUAUUAGCAGAGCAGCUGGCUCUGGUGCUGGCGCGGGUAUUGGUGCUGGGGCUGGUGUUGGUUCUGGUGGAAUGGGGACUGCAGGGAUAGGGGACAUUGUUCGAAGGGAUGGUGAUGAGAGGCGGAUGGAUGGGCGGGAUAAAGCGGACAGGGGGGUACAUGGGGCGUAUGGGAUGAGUGGACGGGGCGGGGGCUAUGACGAUCGGCCUAUCAAGAAGCCGCAACCAGGUUCUGCCCCUCCCCACCGCACCCAACCACCCCCUAUGUCAAACAAGCCUCUUGGCUCUGCUCCGGCCAGACCUGCUGGCAUGGCUCGGCCCAAGCCAGGGAUGGAGGCGCAACCACAGGGAGAACCACAUGGGGCCGGCAUAUGA